GGCCACCCGGCAGCCCAGUGACGGAAAACUACAACUCCCGGCAAGCCCAGCGAAACAAGAGGGCCUUACAGAAACUCUGUGACGGAAGAACUACAGGUCCCGGCACGCCCCGCGGAGGAAGACGGUCGUCCUGAACCUCGGUACGGGGAAACUAUAGCUGCCGGAAUGCCCCGCGAUACCUCCGCCCGGAAGCCGAGAGCCGGACGACUUCACCUCCCAGCAAGCCGUGGGCCGCAGCCUUCUCUGAGCAUUAACCCUAUGAGGACGCCGUCCUCCCCCCGCGCCCAAACGAGACCCGGAAGUCUCCGCCGAGCCCAGACCUCAGCCCCGGGAACGCCAACGCUGGCCCAGGGCUCCACCGCGAUCGGCCCCCGUCCGGCUCCGACACUGCCGCAGCCGGCGGACACGCUCACCCGCUACGCGUCCGGCACCGCCCCCCGCUCUGGCACGGUCCCGGCCCAGGGCAGCCCCCACCGCACACGCUCCGGAAACUGCUUAGGGCUGCCUUUUCCUAGGGAUCCCCCCUCCCCGCGGCAGAGUCUCAAUCCUGGCCAGCGAUGCUCAGAGGAGGAGGAGGAGGCGGCUCCGUUGUCCCAGACUUCCUGCAGCACAGGCCCAGCCAACAGCCCCUCUGUGAGCAGCGUAGCCUUCCAGCCUCAGCCGCAACCCCUCCCACCUGCCCCAACACCCACAGCUGUAGCCCAUGGGGAUUACAGGGUGUCCUGGUUUCAGCUGGUAUAGAGUUAACUGUCUUCCUAGUAGCUGGUACAGUGCUAUGUUUUGAGUUCAGUACGCAAAGAACGUUGAUAACACUGACGUUUUCAGUUGUUGCUAAGUAGUGUUUAGACUAAAGUCAAGGAUUUUUCAGCUUCUCAUGCCCAGCCAGUGAGAAAGCUGGAGGGGCACAAGAAGUUGGCACAGGACACAGCCAGGGCACCCGACCCAAACUGGCCAACGGUGUAUUCCAUACCAUGGGACGUCCCAUCCAGUAUAGGA
Harpia harpyja (harpy eagle) is the source of this 996-nucleotide messenger RNA. RefSeq lists its product as uncharacterized. The record is from RefSeq and is a predicted model, not a curated record. NCBI's taxonomy places the organism in Eukaryota, Metazoa, Chordata, Aves, Accipitriformes, Accipitridae. The transcript has 2 exons. The coding region runs from base 166 to 741 and encodes 191 amino acids.